Molecule: messenger RNA, 2283 nt
Organism: Grosmannia clavigera kw1407
Lineage: Eukaryota; Fungi; Ascomycota; Sordariomycetes; Ophiostomatales; Ophiostomataceae
Product: aaa family ATPase
Exons: 5
Coding region: 1-2283 (760 amino acids)
Molecular function (GO): ATP hydrolysis activity; ATP binding
Source: RefSeq, a predicted model, not a curated record
AUGACUUCCAGCUUCAAGAACAAAGCUUGGGGAUGGAGAUGCAAGGUGCUCGGCUCCAAGGACGAGAAGUCCCUCUCCGAUUUCUCCAACAACAGCACCGAUUCGGAGAAGAGACCUGCCGCGGUCAAACCCGUCAAAGAGACCAGUGGCGCGGCUCUUGUUGUCAAGACCAUGUACGAAAGCGACAUGCGGCAUGGCAUUUACAGCUGGUCGGAUUACCCUCCCCGCCAACAGAGCAAGAGGGACCUCAAGAACCUCGACCGCGUCGCAAUCAAGGUGUACAAGAUCAAGGACAUGGAUAGGCCUGUUAUCGACGGUAUGCAUUCCCUGAAGCACCACAAGAUCAGCAUCCACAACCUGGCGCUCGUGGCUGCUCUCGACCCCAUCUUGCGUGCCGAGGACUGCCACCUCGACACAAACGAGCCUGCCGAGUUCGAAGCACCCUUCCAGCCUCUCUUCUUCUGCUACGAUGCCAUAGUGGCCGCAAUGCGCAGCAGACCGGAUGCCGACCCGCUGAAGCCAUUUCUGCAGCUGCUGGUCUGCGUCAUGGACGAGGUGUUUGUCCACACGUGGAAAAAGCGCCGCCAGCUGGCCGACAAAGGCCUCAUCUCCUUUGAACAUGCCUGGACAUACUUCCAGCGAGGCACCGUUGUGCGCAGCCACGGCACCAACAGCGACGUCAUCAGCCGUGUCGUUAGGACAGCCUAUGUGGAGCAGAUGUGCGAGCGUGUCCUUGCCGUGACCGUCCAGGCGCUGCGCUUCAAUGGCGAGGCUUUUGAAUGGGCUGAAAAGGAUUUGCACAUCGCCAGCUUUCCGGGCAACCGUCCGCUGUCCAAAUUUGACCACUGUCCAAUGUCACACGUCAAGGACGGCAAGUUAAUCAUGGAGCACAUGGCUCGACGUGGCCGCCGGGUCCUCGACCUGCAGGGGUUGACGUACUGCAACUACGAAGGCGUGGGUAUUUUCGAUGUGCCCGAGGGCCAUACAGAGAAGCAUAACGUUGACGGCCGCAUCCUUGUCGACGUCGCCGGCUUCAACAGAUAUAAGCUGGCACAAGGUUCGCGUGAAGGCAAGGACAGCGUGUCAGUGCAGAAAGUCGUCGAAGGCACGGGUCGUAUCACAGGCGUGUCUCAAUACAGAGGCACAGUCGAUCUUACUGAAGACAAUCUGACCCCUAAAAAGGACACGCCCCUAAAGUCAGCAACUCUGAUGACUGGCCGACUCAGCGAGGAAGAACAGGCCACGAACAAGGCGACGAUGCUUACUAAGCCCGAGGACCUCAUGUUCAUCUCCCCCCUGAUCGAAGCGUAUUCGCUUAAGAUCAAGCUCUGGUUGAUGGUGUAUGUUGAGGACAUCCGACCGAUCAGAUGGAACGACCAGGCCUACGACCACCUCGUCUAUGACGAGCAGCAAAAGGAUCUCGUCAUGUCCUUUGUCGAAAGCCACGGCCACACGAGAAGCAGAGUGGAUGAUGUCAUUCUGGGCAAGGGCGAGGGCCUCAUCGUUCUGCUGAGCGGGCCUCCGGGAACAGGAAAGACGUUGAUGGCGGAAGCCGUAGCCGACCGCACACACCGGCCGCUCUUGUACCUGCAGGCAGAGGACCUGGGCAUCAGUGCGGCAGUACUCGGGGCCAACGUCAAGAAGUUCUUUGAGAUGGCCACCGAGUGGAACGCCAUCAUCCUGUUGGAUGAGGCCGACGUGUUUAUGGCAGAGCGCCAUCCGCAGGACAUUGCGCGCAACGAGCUGGUGUCCAUCUUUUUGCGCGAGCUCGAGUACUACCGCGGCAUCAUCUUCAUGACCACCAACCUGUUCAGCUCCAUCGACAAGGCCUUUCGCAGCCGCGUCAGCUUGCACCUGUUGUUCAAACCGCUGCUGCCCGAGGCUCGCUUGCUGGUGUGGCAGAAGUUUCUGGUGCGUGCGACGGCAGCCCGGAAGGAGAUGCUCGAGAUGUCGCGUGUUGUCGAGGUGGGCGCCGUCGAGCAUACGGCUCAGGGAGAUUGGCUUUCGCGUGGCGUAUCGGGAUCGUCCAUCAGCAACGAUGAUCUCAAGGAGCUGUCGGCCUGGAGCCUCAACGGGCGUGAAAUCAAAACGGCUGUCACCAUGGUGACGGCGUGGUGCGAGCACAAGGGCCACGAUCUGACGCUAGAGCGGCUGGAGCACGGCAUCCAGGCGACGUCGCCUCACGCGUCAAAGGCGGCGAUGGCAGAAAGCGACGAGUUAAACGGCCCCGAUCAGGACGAGCAGGGCCUGGACGCCCAGAAGCACGAUCCACACGCGGUUUAA